Molecule: messenger RNA, 1130 nt
Organism: Onthophagus taurus
Lineage: Eukaryota; Metazoa; Arthropoda; Insecta; Coleoptera; Scarabaeidae
Source: RefSeq, a predicted model, not a curated record
GUUAUAACUUCGUCAGAUGCAUUCUCGCAUGUCAUAUGAAGCAGUGAUAUUCAAAUGUGGCGGCAUUAUUUUGAGGUGUAACUACCAUAGAGUUUUAAACGAUGAGCAAUGAAAAAGCAGAGGAAAAUGUACCUAAUAAGGAUGGAGAUAACCCGUACGCUUAUUUAGAACGCGAUUUUUCAUCGGAAAGUUUCAAGAUUGAGGUUAAGAAUUUACCGAAAUAUUAUGGGAUAAACGAAUUUAGGAAAUUAUUAAACGAAAAAUUAAAAUUGGCUUCGAAUAAAAUUAAAUCGCCUCGACAGAAUUGUUCUUACAUUUUUGUUUGUUUCCGGAACGAAGAAGACCGCCAAAAUGCAAUAAACACGAUUACGAAUUAUAAAUGGAAAGGAAAAGUUUUAAAUGCAAUAAAAGCAAAACCAGCUCCAGAUCCUUUAGUUAAAAAACGAAAAGACACUGAAGAGAACUCGCCAAAUAAAAAAAUCAAAUCUGAUAAACCCCUUUUAGAGCGCCUAAAAGAUUCAACAAUCCCUUUUUGGAACAUAACCUAUAACCAACAACUCGAAGAAAAACAAAAAACCAUUCGAGACAUUUUAAUUAAAUUUGGAAAUAAUUUAUCCCACCAAAAUAAUAGUCUACAAAAAUGGAUUGAAAAGCAAAAACUUAAACACAAUGGAUUACCUUGCGAACUUCUCCAAAUUCGAAGUGUUGAUAAAAUUGAAGGAUAUCGCAAUAAAUGCGAAUUUUCAGUUGGAAUCAACGAAGAAACGAACGAAAAAACCGUCGGUUUUCGAAUGGGAAGUUACGCAAAUGGAAUUACCUCAGUGGGGCCAAUACAAGAUUUGUGUCACAUUCCCGAAACGAUGAAACUCGCCGUAAAAUAUUACGAAGAUUUCGUGAAAUCCUACGAUUUGGAGGUGUUUAAUCCAGAGAAACAAACCGGGCAUUUUCGUCAGUUAUCAAUUAGAAGCGCUCCGGAACAACUCAUGCUUGUUUUUGGAAUCCACCCGCAAGAUUUAAACGCAGAAAAGGUCGCAAAAUUCAAAGAGGAUGUUGUUGAGUUUUUUACUACAGGAUUAGGAGGUGGAUGCGGAGUGACUUCGAUGUAUUAUCAAGAAAUUACUAAACGGUAA